AUGGUGACAUGGUUUUACGUGAUGCAGAUGUCCAACAAUAAUUUGAUGCCUCACUUUACCAGAUUUGUGGACUACAACGAAGGGGACUGUUCAACAGGUGUGCAUGUGACAUGCACACAUUCUGGCCCCACCUUAUAAUAUAUCCGCCGGGUAGUACGCUGACAGUCCGAGACGGUCUACCAGCUACGGACCAUAGCCAAAAGAAAAACUCUCUUGGGAUAGGAAACGAACCUGCGCAGCGUUUACCACCGCGCUACCUGGAAACUAUUAAGACUAUAAGACGGCCUUUAAAGAAGAAUAAAUGGGGACGUUCCAGACUCCGUUGGGGGAACAUAUCGCGAGCAUGUGACAUGCACACAUACUGGACCCACCUUUGAAAUUCGCCGAGUGCUACUUCUACGCUCGACAGUCUGAGACCGUCUUCCACCAACGAGAAUUGAAGAAAAAGUAAAUUACCAAUGAAGGGAUAUACAAACUGGAGUAUGCCCAAAAGGAUGUACCCUGGUUUACCAAAUGCGGCUUCCAUGAUACCUUGGUAAGAGAAUUUUCCACUGAUGUGUCCGUUUCUAACCAUAAGAAUGAGAGAAUAAUCCGUAACGUAAGCAACAAAAAGGAGUAGGAAGAGUCCAAAUCCACAGCCGGCUUCAUGGAGAGCA
Molecule: messenger RNA, 656 nt
Organism: Acanthoscelides obtectus
Lineage: Eukaryota; Metazoa; Arthropoda; Insecta; Coleoptera; Chrysomelidae
Source: the annotation of a GenBank genome assembly